Hyposmocoma kahamanoa is the source of this 6271-nucleotide messenger RNA. RefSeq lists its product as uncharacterized. Gene Ontology annotation, molecular function: protein-containing complex binding. The record is from RefSeq and is a predicted model, not a curated record. Bases 133 to 6168 code for a protein of 2011 amino acids. NCBI's taxonomy places the organism in Eukaryota, Metazoa, Arthropoda, Insecta, Lepidoptera, Cosmopterigidae. The transcript has 45 exons.
UCUCUUGGAACAAGUAUUGGUAAAAAGACCACUACGAGCCAAGGAAGUCGCGUAACACCAACCAACCAUGCGGUGCAACAUGGCAGAAGGUUGUGGGAGGGCCGUAUACACAAAUAUACAGAAUAUGUUUUAAUGUUGGUUUGGAAAACUUGGUGGAAUGUGUUCGUGAUCGUUACUAUUAUGGUGAAGUACAUUUUUAAUUUCAUCCGGCUCUGCACAAUCUCCUAUCCAUCUUACCGAAUUAUAAUAGAUCGGAGCCUAUUAUUUUUCGAAGCUAUCUUCUUUAUCGAUGUAGCAAUUCAUGUACUGCACAACUUUUGGCCCAUUGUACGAUUGCAUAUCCGUGUCUACAGAAGAAAUGUCUAUUCACUGUCGUAUGACAUAAUCAGUAUGCUUCCAUUGGUUGUAAUGUGCGAUCUUGUCAAUAAAUUCUAUCGCACUGGAGUACCGUGUACAUACUUGAUCAAGAUUGGGAGAUGGCUGGUAAUCGGUCGUAUUUACAGAGUUGCUAUGUACUUCCUAGAUGUAAAUACAGAGAUGCAAAAUUCCCGAAGACUGUUCUAUGUACUGGAGCACAUCGUUUUGGUGAAUCUCGCGUUACAUGGCUCAACAUGCAUAUGGAACGCAUUGAAUCAACCGGAACGCCCUGAGAAGCAGUGGUAUAAUCUCGGAUUUCCAGAUCAUGUACAUAUAGCGAGGCUUACCUUUCAAAAUUAUUUGGAAUGUUGGUACUACAGCGCCGGACGGCUUUUUAAUAUAAUCUUUGGAGACUCAUUCCCUUUUGGUAGUACAGAGAAAUGGUUGACAUCUGUCCUAAUGUUAUUUGGUUUUGUAUUAAUGCGGUAUCAGUUCGUGGGCGUUCUUGCCUGGGACAUGAUUGAUCAACUCACUCGAUGGUCGCAAUUCGUUGAUCGGUAUCACCACAUGAAAGAGUAUCUCAAAUCGUGUGGAGCUCCACAGUCUCUCAUAGACCAGGCGAAGAAUUACAAGUUGCAACUCUGGAAAAUGAAGAAGGGAGUGUUGAGAUCAGAUCAUCUUCAGAAACUGCCGCAUUCAUUGCAGAUGGAAUUGAUAUUUGAUAUAAACGUUGGUCACUUUCAUCGGUCAAUGCUUUUGGGAGAUACGGGAGAACCGUUCAUGCGUCAAUUAGCGCUAGUGAUUCGCCAUGAAUUGUAUUUGGCUGGGCAGCAGAUAUGGAAUCAGGGCGUGGUUAAGAGCGGCCUCAUCGUAAUCAAGCAAGGCGUCGUUGAGUUGCUCUCGGAUGAGGACGAUGAGAGCCCUAUAAUCGCAUUUAAGGAAGGAACAGUACUGGGAGAGUUAAGUUUAUUCUACUCGAUACCAGCGAAAGUUAGUGUGCGAGCAGCCACUUACGUGGAAGUGCAGGUGUUACGUAGAUCAGAUUUUAUGAGAGUGAUGUUAGAAAAUCCCUUGGUCCUGCACAAUGUUCGCAGCAAAAUAGAGAAAAGAGUUAAAAGCUCGUUUGCAAGACAGGAAAGCAUUUCAGAAUAUGACAGUAAUGAUUCUAGAUUGAUUCGAACUCGGUAUCGUCCCAUGAAAGUGUUCCAGGACCACUUGGCUGGUGUGGAAGAUGAAGAUCCUACAUUUGUUGAUGAUUCACACUUGUAUUACAGAGAUAAAAACAACCAGCGGCUACCGAAAUUCACCGACGAGUAUUUACAGCUGUAUAAAUUGACUAAUAACGUGACCACUGUCGAUUCACCGCAUAUUAUUAUCAAUUCUAACUUUCCCUGGAUUUUGGAGCCUGAUACAGAUUUUACUCAUGUGUUAGACGUGAUCCACUUCUUAAUGGUCCUGUACGUUUGUAUCAUGUCGCCUCUCCAUGCGAUGGGGCUCAUGAAUUCGGACACACAGAAGGUUGUUCAUAUAGUCAUAAUGUCUGGCUUGUUGCUCCACAUUUAUAGACAGCUGACCACUUGUGUCGUCGACAAGAAUGUGAAAAAGGUAACAGUGAAGGAGAUAGCAGAACUAAAAAUGUCUUCUGUCGGUUUCUACAUGGACAUAAUAUCUGUUUUUCCGGUGCAUAUUUUCAUUGAGACCCUGUUUCCUGACCGUGACUCGAUGUGGAUGGAGGUUUCGAAGCUCUUUCCCGCACUGCAAGUUUGGCACUUAUGGGAUUAUUGUUCCAAAUGGCAAAAGAAUUUCGAAAGUAACGAUAAGAUUCUUAUAUUAAUUAGAUACACUAUCUUGGAAUGCAUAUUCUGUUAUUGGUCUGGAGCCUUUUUGUACAUGUACUCAUGUCCUAAAAGUCUAUGUAACGAGAGCUCAUGGAUGUCACAACUUAUUCUCGCAGAAACUAAAGUCUUCGUAACAAAUAAUGCUCGACACGAGUACCCUAUUACAACAGCCAUCUCUUUUGGCACAGCAGUGUUUACCGGUAGUGGCAUUGGUGAAUUGUCACCGGGUACUAGUGAUCUGUUGGUGGUGUUUUUUCUAUUUGCCAUAGGCACAUACAUGCAAAUGUUUUACAUUGCAAGAGUAUGUGCCACAUACGUUCUAUCGACUAAGAGAAAAUUAGUAUUUAGGGAAUCCAUGAGGGAGUUAUUUUAUUUCCUGACAGUGAAUCGAGUUAGUGCAAAAAUUAAAGCACGCGUUAAAAAAUUCUUCUGUGUGCAAUGGUACUAUAACCAGGCGGUAUCGGUGGACGAGAUAUUCAAAGAUAUGUCUGUGAAUGUUCAGCAGGAAGUUUUGUCUAUAGAAAUGGUGGAAACACUUCUGCAUUGUCCACUUUUUCAGGACUGCUCUCGAGAUUUCUUGCAAACCGUAGCGGGGAGUGCCAAAACGGUGGUGUUGCCAGAAGACGAGAUUAUACAACACGCUGCCGACAUCAGCCGAGAUAUGUAUAUAUUGCAAAAAGGUCAUUGUGACAUGCUUAAUAGUAACGGUAAAGUAGUCAGAUCAUUUGGGCCUGGCUCUCAUUUUGGUGUAGUCGAAAUGAUAUUUUGUUUGCCAAAGGUGCACACAGUGAUAACAACAACAAACUGUGUACUUCGACACGUGGAGUAUAGUUCACUGUUGCAGUGUUGGAGCACUUUCCCUGAUAUUAGCAUGCCGAUUCUCACGGUAUUACAAGACCCAGAGCUCAUAGCGAUGGCAGCAGAGUACGAAGAUGCUAAGCCUCUUACGGGUAGAAUAGAAGUCAAAAUAAAUCGAUUUGCGCGAGAAAUAAAAGACAGUUUCGUAAUUUUGAAUCGAUCCGACGACAAGCGAGACUAUAAGCUUGCAUUUGAUAAUAUGGGAUUUCUUCGACACAUAAACUAUUUGUUCCUUCCAAUAUCCAUCACGCCGUACGGGUUUUUCCUUAAGUGUUGGUCGUUGCUUCGCUUUUUCGUUGCACUCUUCUAUAUGUUCGUUAUACCGUAUAAUAUUGCUAUAAAACGGCACAGAUUUGGUUCCAGAGUCAUGUACAUGGAUUUAUUUUUGUACGUUGACUUGAUAGUAAUGGCGUACGUGGGUUAUUACGAUGAGAAGUCUCUCCUCGUGAAGCAUCCUCUCUAUACAGUAUCGCGAUAUAUAAAGACGACAUUUUUUUGGGAUGUAAUCGCUAUAUUCCCUUUUGAGCAAUUGUUACGAACGGUAAACGAUUCAGUGGACUUGGAUUUCUUCCGCCUUAAUCGAAUCUGCCUGGUGACCAGGCUUACAGGAGCCUUUGAAUACUGGGAAAGUGAUAUAAUGAAUAUAAACCCAGCAUUAGUGAUGUUUAAGUUUCUACCUUUGGCAAUGACGUUCAUAAACUUCAUGACGGCGUUCAUAUUUAUGAACUCGUGUAAACCGUUCGUUAAACGGGAUAAUAUCACGCAUUUUUCGUUUGCGCCGAAUAUUCGUGUCAAUUGUACUAAAACUUUGGUUUUGUCUAGCACUGAGAAAUAUGUUGAAGCAGAUGCGUUCGACGAGUACAUUUAUACUGGAUUGUGGGUUUUUGAAUUAUUCAUGGGGUGUGGGUGUGCUCCAGUAAUGGUGACAGGGACCACAGACGCGGUGUUGGUGAUGAUAUUACAGAUUGUUGGUCUGCUGUACUUCGCGUUCAUGGUCGGAUUCAUUAUCUCCUUACGCUCUGCUUCUGCUCAUGCAUUGCUUGAUCAUACUGAAAACACGAGAGAUCUAACCAACUUUCUGUAUCAAGAGAACGUGGACCCGAUGUUAAUUGCAAAAACGGUGAAGUAUUUUGAAUAUGUAUGGAAGAGAACGGAUGGCAGCAAUCCACAGCAAAUAUGUCGCUGCUUGAACUCCGCACUUAUGGAAGAUACCCUCGUCUUCAUGUAUGAACACGCUCUUCGUGAGGUGCCGUUGUUCGGCAAGGUCGAGCGUUCUUUUAUUAGAGUAAUCACUCAACAUCUGAAUGAGAUGUACUUCCUCAAGGGUGAGACUGUCGUGCAGUACCGAGACGUGCAGACCAAUAUCUAUAUCAUUUAUAGAGGGAAGGUGGAUGUUCUGAGUUCAUUUAAUGAAAUGGUUACUUGUAUGGGACCUGGAGGCAUGUUUGGCAAUUUUACUGGGCAACCAAUAUCAUGUUCAGACGUAUCAAUCUACGCUAGUCGAAGCUUGGACUUGCUGGUUAUUCCUUGUCAAUCGUUUUUCAAUUUGGUGAAAGUAUAUCCCAAAAUCCAAGAACUCCUUAAAAAGGCUUUGGAAAAUUCAAAGGACUACAUUUUGCCCAUAUCUAUGGAUAAUUUAGAAGAUAGUUCCAGCGUAGAAUCAGAUUUGGAAGAAGCCGAUUCAGGACAUGAUUCCAUAAGUGGAUUUGAGGAGCAAUUAGAGACGCAUAUUCAAAUGCAAAGGUCAUUCACGGAGAUGAGCAUGGCUAAGUCCCAAUCCAGUAUCGGAACCUUCCAAAGCUACUCGCACAUUCACAACCUGGUCAGACCCGGAUCCUGGCUUUAUCAGGGUUUCGGUUAUUUGUCCUGCGUAAUGGCGUCUGUAAACUAUGUCCUAGUGUCCUACCAGCUAGUGACAUUGAACGACUGUAAAAUCUUGUUCUGGGUGCAAGGAGUCCUUGAUAUAUUCUUUUAUGUCAAAAUUUACUUCAAUAUGCAUCAGGGUUUCAUAAACAAACGUGGAGUCGUAGUGACUGAAGCAAACAAGUGCCGGCGACAAUAUAGCAGGCUCAAAUGGUGGAUGUGGUCUGAUUUGUUCGCCAACAUACCUAUGGAGUUCUUUGGUUUCGCUUUUGCAAAUUGUCCGAGAGCCAUGCAUUAUUUGCGCUGCAACAAGUUGUUAAGACUGAAAUAUCUUGUGGAAUUUUACAAGAAGACUUCAGCUGAGCUCACAAACAAUAUAACUUUUUUACAGGCUGUGACGACAGCGUUCGUAGUAAUCUUAUUGGUUCACACAUUGACUUGCGUGUGGUUACUCGUGAUAAUGGCUAAUUCGCCAAUUUGCUUUCUGCGCCGAGUCAAAAUGCAUCUUUUCGAUGAGUUAGUUUCACGCAGCCGAGAAGCUCCACACCAGCGUUGGAAUUACACUACGGCCCUCUACGUGAUGGUGGCACUUUUAACAGGCACAGGGGGCGAUGAGUUUGUCGUAGACGAAAUUAAGGCCUUCGUUAUACUAAGUCUGUCUGUGGUGUGCGGUAAAAUGUUAGCCGCUAUGAUCGUCGCGACUUGCAUCCAGCUGGCUUACUCUGCUAAAAGUACCCUAACCAAUUACGAGAGAAAAGUUGGGGAACUAGUAGAUGUUUUGAGAAACCAGGGAUUAUCGAACUAUCAACUAAAGAAAUACUGGAUGUACAUUAAGCAGCUGUGGGUGUACGAGAGAGGUCGACAGUUGCCGGUACUCCUGGCUCAAACCCCGUAUGUCCGCCGCUGCGACCUUAUGUCGGCGAUGUUUGGCCACCAUCUGCAGAACUGCUUCCUCUUCGCCGACACCGGCGAGCAUUUCCUCAGACAACUCACUGCUGUGCUCACUUAUACCACAUUCUUUCCUGGUAAUUAUAUAGUAGCAGCAGGCGACAGUGACGCAUGCAUGUACUGGGUGACACAUGGUACAGUGUCUGUACUGUCAGUGCGUUCGGAUUUGACCGAAAUGACUCACGAAUACCUCGGACCAGGAGAUGUGUUUGGGAUACUGCAGGGACUCGCAAGAGGCGUAUUGCAUUGCUUCUCUUAUCGAGCCGAAACUAAGGUAAGGUCGUUUGAGGUGAUUUAUACGUAGUAAUUACGGCCAUAAUACAGGCAAAUAGGUUCUCGUGUGGAUACCUCGAAUUGCAAGGACAGAGUGUGAGACAGUUCCCUAUUAGCUAGAUAAAUGACCAGGA